This is a messenger RNA of Passer domesticus (house sparrow), 7193 nucleotides long. RefSeq names its product phosphoinositide-3-kinase regulatory subunit 1 (gene PIK3R1). Gene Ontology annotation, cellular component: phosphatidylinositol 3-kinase complex. Gene Ontology annotation, biological process: insulin receptor signaling pathway; phosphatidylinositol phosphate biosynthetic process. Gene Ontology annotation, molecular function: protein binding; 1-phosphatidylinositol-3-kinase regulator activity. The record is from RefSeq and is a predicted model, not a curated record. Lineage: Eukaryota; Metazoa; Chordata; Aves; Passeriformes; Passeridae. Bases 580 to 2754 code for a protein of 724 amino acids. The transcript is spliced from 16 exons.
CGGCCGAGGCACCGAGCGCGGUCGGGAGCGCGGUGGGACGGGCGCACGACGGAGAGCGAGGUGUCGCGGCGGCAGCUGCUGCCCGGCGGUGCCAGGGAGGUGGUGACGACCCCGCCGCUCCUGCUGCAGCUGCUGCUACCGCUGCUACCGCCGCUGCCGCUGAGGAAAAGCAUGUGUGCAGAGUUUGGUGGCAGAAUAUUUAAGGUAUGUGGGCAGUCUGUGGCAAAUACAUCUGAAGAAAGCGUGACCGGCUAAAGAGUUGGCUGAACUUGUGUAUGGAGACAAAGUGCCGGGAAGCCCAGGAAAAGAACUAAUUGGAAGACUAUUGCUAGACACAGAAGAAUUGGAACACUUCACUUCUGCAGCAGACAGUGACUAAGAAUAAAUACAUUGGUAAAAACAUCAGCAGUGAAAAGGCAGACUGUGUUUUUUCAUUAUCUUUUGGAUUUUAUUACUUAAGAGACAUUUUCAUCAUCCCAUUUAAUUCAUCUUGAAUUUCUCUGUACAUAAAACUGUAACUGGACAAUUACAUUUUAAUACUGUUUAGUAACACUUGUGAAUGUUAAGUCAUUUGCCAAGAUGAGUGCUGAGGGAUAUCAGUACAGAGCUUUAUAUGACUACAAAAAAGAGCGAGAAGAAGAUAUUGACUUGCACUUAGGAGAUAUAUUAACUGUGAAUAAAGGUACCUUACUAGCACUUGGAUUCAGUGAAGGAGAAGAAGCAAAACCUGAGGAAAUUGGUUGGUUGAAUGGCUUUAAUGAAACCACAGGGGAGAGGGGAGAUUUCCCAGGAACUUAUGUAGAGUACAUUGGAAGAAAGAAAAUAUCUCCCCCCACUCCAAAGCCUCGUCCUCCUCGGCCUCUUCCAGUAGCACCAAGUCCCGCAAAAGCUGAAUCAGAGAGUGAGCAACAAGCUUUUUCACUUCCAGACCUUACAGAGCAGUUCACACCUCCUGAAGUUGCUCCACCAAUUCUUGUCAAGAUAGUAGAGACAAUUGAAAAGAAAGGUCUGGAGUACUCAACUUUGUAUGGAGCACAAGGCUCAAGCAGCACAGUGGAAUUAAGGCAAAUUUUUGAAUGUGAUGCUUCUUCAUUAGAUUUAGAGACAUUUGAUGUUCACACUUUGUCAGAUGCUCUUAAGAGGUAUAUCCUGGACCUGCCGAAUCCCAUCAUUCCAGCAGCUGUUUACAGUGACAUGAUUUCUGUAUCUCAAGAAGUGCAGAGCUCAGAGGAAUAUGCUCAGUUGCUGAAGAAACUGAUCAGAUCUCCAAAUAUACCUCCUCAGUAUUGGCUCACACUCCAGUAUUUGCUCAAACAUUUCCUCAGAGUUUGUCAAGCCUCCAGCAAAAAUCUCUUGAAUGCAAGGUCUCUGGCUGAAAUUUUCAGCCCUCUACUUUUCAAAUUCCAGAUAGCAAGCUCUGAUAAUACAGAACACCACAUAAAAAUCCUAGAGGUUUUAAUCACAAGUGAAUGGAACGAGAGACAGCCAGUACCAGCACUGCCUCCUAAGCCACCGAAACCUAAUACCGUAACUAACAAUAGCAUGAAUAACAACAUGUCAUUACAAGACGCUGAAUGGUACUGGGGGGAUAUCUCAAGAGAAGAAGUAAAUGAGAAGCUUCGAGACACAGCUGAUGGUACCUUUUUGGUACGAGAUGCUUCAACCAAAAUGCAUGGGGACUACACACUGACACUGAGGAAAGGAGGAAAUAACAAAUUAAUCAAAAUUUUUCACCGAGACGGAAAAUACGGCUUUUCUGACCCAUUAACGUUCAACUCUGUGGUCGAGCUAAUAAACCACUACCGGAAUGAAUCCCUGGCCCAGUAUAAUCCUAAACUGGAUGUAAAAUUACUCUAUCCAGUGUCUAAGUACCAGCAGGAUCAAGUUGUAAAAGAGGAUAGCAUUGAAGCAGUAGGAAAGAAAUUACAUGAAUAUAAUACCCAGUUCCAAGAAAAAAGCAGAGAAUAUGACAGACUCUAUGAAGACUACACAAGAACAUCUCAGGAAAUUCAAAUGAAAAGAACAGCCAUUGAGGCAUUUAAUGAAACAAUAAAAAUAUUUGAAGAGCAGUGCCAAACACAGGAAAGAUACAGUAAGGAAUACAUUGAAAAAUUUAAACGGGAAGGAAAUGAAAAAGAAAUACAAAGAAUCAUGCACAACUAUGAAAAACUGAAGUCUCGGAUAAGUGAAAUUGUGGACAGCAGGCGUAGAUUAGAAGAAGACUUAAAAAAGCAAGCAGCUGAAUAUAGAGAGAUAGACAAGCGUAUGAACAGCAUUAAGCCAGACCUCAUACAGCUGAGGAAGACAAGAGAUCAGUACCUGAUGUGGCUGACUCAAAAAGGUGUUCGGCAAAAGAAGCUAAAUGAAUGGCUUGGAAAUGAAAAUGCAGAAGACCAAUACUCUAUGGUAGAAGAUGAUGAGGACUUGCCCCAUCAUGAUGAGAGAACGUGGAAUGUGGGAAAUAUCAAUAGAAGCCAGGCUGAAAAUCUGCUGAGGGGAAAGCGAGAUGGAACAUUCCUUGUUCGAGAGAGCAGCAAACAAGGCUGCUAUGCCUGCUCUGUUGUGGUGGAUGGUGAAGUAAAGCAUUGUGUGAUAAACAAAACACCUACUGGGUAUGGAUUUGCAGAGCCAUAUAACUUGUACAACUCGCUCAAAGAACUGGUGCUACAUUACCAACACACGUCACUUGUGCAGCACAAUGACUCUCUCAAUGUCACGCUAGCCUACCCAGUAUAUGCACAGCAGAGGCGAUGAAGAUCCUAAUACUCUGGGUUGUUUGUUGGUUUUUUUAAAGAAAUUAUUUGGCAACAUUGAGGCCUCUGGAGAGAAAAGGCUCCUUUCAGCUUUACUCAAGAAUUUGCAGUAUCAAAGCUAUUUGUCUUCAGAUGGGACUAAAGAUUACCGCCACAACUGCAGUGGGAGAGAUCACAGUGUUAUGCUGUGAAUGUAUGUUUGUAAUCUGAAGUGCUUUUUUUUGGUUUUUUUAAAUAAUUAUAAAAGAAAAACACAAGAGAAAAAUCCAAACCUGAUCUCCCUGCAGGUACAUAGAGGCCUUUAAGCAUGGUGCUUGUUUACGACCACUUCUGAAGCUUUACCAGCUAGAACAUUGGAUUAUCCAGACACAAGGUAUAAGAGGUCUGUGUCAUUCAGUUAUUGGAAUUUCGUGGUCACAAUCUGACUUGGAAUGGUGUUGCUGCACUCAGUGGAUCCAGACAUACAGCAUUGUGGUUCUAUUUUGGUUUCUGGUGAAUGAUAUGUAGCAGAGUGGCACUUUCAUGUCUAAGGGACACUUUAAAAGGACUUCAGUUACAGUAUGUUGCUCAGAGUAAUUGUAAUGGCAAAGUGCCAGGAAGCGUUUUGUUUAGAUGACUAAAAAUCCUGUUUUAAGAAUAUAUUUAAGACUGAAGAAAACAGGAUUUUUCAAUGGCAUACAGUGUAUAAUAAUGUACAUAGUACUGGAUGACUGUCAUUGGUGGAAACUGUCAAUACCAAACUGCUUCAUUAUUUCAUUUUCUGUUUGCUGAAAGCUGAAUUUUUAGACUAUGCUAUGCAAUACUGAAUUUUCUUUAGGCUGUAGUCUUCUCUCAAGCAUAUCUACAGAUUAAGCUUGUUUUUCUUGGGUUUUUUUGUCUUCUUUUUUAAAUUUUUUUUUUCCCCUAAGAAUAUUCUUCCUGGUGAUUACUUUUUGUUAAUAAUUUUCUUGUUUGUUGGGGGGUUUUUUUGUUUUGUUUUUUGUUUUGUUUUUUGUUUUGUUUUGUUUUAAUGUACAGGGAGCCAGCAAGGGUUGGCUUGAAAAUUUAAACUAUGAAAUAUUUUACAAUUUUCAUUGUAUAGAAUAUUGAGCUACUAGCUCAAAGUUUAAAAAGUUCAUACUUUUUUUUUUGACUAAAUACUUUGUUGGGCAGUGCCUGAUAAGCUUCAAAGCUGCUUAAUUCAAUAAAAUUAUAUGAACAUUACAAAAUAUCACUGAGUCCAACAAUACUGUUUCAGAGAUAUCUUUAGAAUACGGUACCAUGCUACAUUUGCUUCUUGAAGCAUUUUGAACUUUUAUCAUGAUUGUCUUUGUAUAUGGAAGACAAGGAAAAUAGUGUAUCCUUCUUUGAUAGUGACUGCAGAAAUAAAUGGGGAUAUUUUGCUACUGCAGUUUAGAGUGUAGAUAGUUUGGAUCUCAGAAUGAAUCCACCUUCACAGUAAAUAAAUGACUUCUUGACCUCCUGUGACAGAAUUUUUGUCAGCCUGUAAAGGUAUUUUCAUUUCACAUGAAGGAAGUUUCUCUAAUCUGUUGCCUAGGUUUGUUUUUUGUAUUAGUAUUGUGGAAAAAAAAAUAUUCCACCUCUACUGAGAACAUUUGGAUACAAUAUAGAACUAAUUAGGACUGGAAAAUAUAUUUUUUGAAAAUGAUUAGGCUAUGAUAUGUAUUUUCAAAAGUCUGUAGGCUGAGGCAGUAUCAAAGUGAACACUUCCAUAAUUUCAGAACAUCAGAGACUUACAAAAUCAUGGUUCAGUUAAGGGAAACAAAUAUACAUAAAUCUCACUAAAACAGAGUUGGCCAUAAUCCUGAGAUAGUUCAUUGUCAAUGGUUUGCAAUGGUUAUUUAUUGUCCUGACCACUGAGGAAAUUCACACAUUGCAAAUCAAUAAAAUAAUGACAUUCAGAGAAAUCUUGGAAUAUAUUUGACUAAGUGAACGUAUGAAAUUAUUCUUUCCCCAAGAUGCAAAAGAUAAGAUCUAUUACUAUUAAAGAGAGUUGCACACACAAUCAAAAUAAUGAGACCCAUGGAGUUCUCUCAUAAUAGCUCUGGUUAGAGAUCCAUGUGUUUUGUUUCAAAGUAUGCAAUGCUUUAUAAGCUGUUGGAAAUAAUAAUAAGAAAUUUACCAGUCUCCAAUAAUCUUUAUAUUAUCUUUUCAUUUUUACAUUGUUACUUCAGUUCUGAGGCUGUAAGGCUCAGACUUUGUGGUCUACCUUUUUUUUUUUUUUUUUUUUUUUGCUGCUGUUGUUGUUGGUUGUCUUUGCUUUCCUAUAAGUGUAUUUUCUUAUUUAUAUCAGGAAACAAGAUCCAACAAAUAUUGUUUCAUGAUAAUCAUCACUUAGAAAAUUAUUCUGAAUAUUUUUCCUGCAUAGAAGUUUAGUCUUCAUGCCUUCCCUUUCUCAUUCCAGACUUUUUUCAGGCCUUUAGGACCAUGUAAAUCUGUUAUACUAAUAACUGAUUUAUAGUACAAAAAACACCAACAAUUACUCUAGCAUGCCAGUUAUACUACUGGGCUUGAAGUUACAGAUUAGUUCAAUAUACAGCAGUUUAAUGCUUAUAGCAAUCCAAGAUAUUCUUUGGACAUAUAUUAAUUUUUGAAUGUUAAAUAUUUUUAGAGUAAAAUUGUAUUUUUUUCUCUGUAGGCAAAAUAUAUGUAAUCUGAAUUGAUGUUUCACAUAGCAUUUGUCAAGAAAUUUUAUCAUAGUUAAAGCAUUUGGAUCUAAUUUUCCUCAUACUAAGAAAACCCCUGCUAUGUCAGUGGGCCAUAUCCUUAGCAUGCCCAGCCCAGUAUGGAAUAUAAUUCAUUCCUGUGUGCUGUGCAACUUCUCUUUGUGUGUGGCUAUAGCAGAAAAAAAAUUAGUGUGUGUGCAGAUUUGACACUUGCUUUUCUUGCACAAGCAACAAUGAGAAAUAAGCCCUAUGUUGUAAGGAUGAAUGCUUAGGGCUUCUUAAGGGGAUGUUCUGCCUACACAGGGUCUGUGCAAUUUGCAGGGAUCAUUUACACCCUCAAAUUGGCAUGAGUGGGUUUUCUGUGGUACUUACAUAUUGUGUGGCCUCUGCAUUUCUCUCCUUAAUGCACAGAGCUAAGUCCUGCCAAAGGCCCUAUUCACUGCAGAGUUGUUUGUCUUUAAUGUACCAUAUUGUUCACUCCAGUUUUGAUCUGAUCUCCGACUACUAUAUACAGAAAAAAAAGCAUGGGGAUAUAACUGAAGAAACACAGUGUUUUUCUGUAUUUCUAUUGAUGCAUCGUUUUCUUCAUCGAAUAUAAUUAAUGGAUGGGCUUUACUCUGUUACUUUUUUUUUCUUUUUUUUUAAUUUGCAUAAAUUUUCCUUUUAUUUGAAAGCCCUGAGUUGUGCUGCACUGCAGCAUCUCUUUUACAAGGCCUUUGAAAGGCAUGAGACAUAGCAAAGAGAACCAAAACUCACAGGCAAAAUUAAGAGUUUCUGAUUUAAUUCAGUUGAAAUAUGAAUUUGCAGGUUGGGGAUGCAUAUCUGUGCAUACUCAUACACACUUGCUGUGUUUAUGUAUGAACAGUUCCUAAUAUAGAUGCAUUUUCACAGAACAUGAUCAUUUUGCUGAAUUUAGUAAGUGAUAUCAUUAACUUUGUUUAAAGACGCACACAUGCACACUAGACCUUUGUGCAGCAUGUUUCCAGAUACAGUUAGAAAACUGAGUUUCUGUGUUGUUGGAUAGUUUCUUUUAAAAAAAAAGGCAAAAAAAAAAAGCUUGUCUGUAUGGUUCUGUUAUCUUGUCAAGCAAUCUGUAAAACCAAAUCUUCAGAUUUUCUAUUUGGUGUCAACUGUUCUGUAGUGAAAAAAUGGCUUGUCUUGUAAUUGGCAAUGAAAUAAUAAUGCUUAGGAAAACAUUCAGAUGCUUCUAAUGGGGAAAACUGCCGAUUUUCACACAGUGCUUUUGCUAUGCAUGGUAUUAAGUUGGGAAAGUGAAUCCUGAUACUGUUUUUCUUCAGGGUCACUUUAGAAAUGGGCAGCUCAAAGCAUAAUGCCUCCCAUGGGACAAGGUUACACAGUGAAACAUUUUAUGUAGAGUCAUGUUCUGUUUACUGCAGUUGAGACUAAACUGUAAGAGUUGGUAAGGUUACAUCACGCUUGUCCUGGUGAGAUUGCAGAGAUUGCAUUAGCUGCCCAAGAUGCUGCUAUUUUUGUUGUUGUUGUUGUUGUUGUUUAUUCUUGGUUUUUUUUUGAAAAUAAAGCUCUGUUCUGUUACAUGUCUUUAAAACAUUAAGAUUAGUUUGUUUUAAAAUUGUUUUUGAGGAGGUGAAGAGUAAAGCAGAUUGUAAGUUGCCUUUACAAGGCAAGAGUGAAAACAUGCCUCCUUAAAAUUUUGUUCAAGCUGUAGAGUUGAUGGAGCUGUGUCUUGUUUUUGAGUUGCUUUAAAAAUUGUAAUAAGUCUUCAAGCAGAAUAAAGGUUGUUUUGAAACUGCAA